AUGGCAUCUGAUCAUUCAUCCCUCAACAGCCAAACCAAAUUUCUCCAUCAAAACAGUGACCUUGAGCAACAAGCAACACUAGAGGUUGAAACCAAGGACUUCGAUUACUCAAAAAGAUCUCAAUGGCUACGUGCUGCUGUUUUAGGAGCCAACGAUGGGUUAGUCUCCACAGCAUCUCUAAUGAUGGGUGUGGGAGCAGUGAAGCAAGACAUUAAAGUCAUGAUCCUAACAGGGUUUGCAGGGCUAGUGGCAGGUGCUUGUAGCAUGGCCAUAGGAGAAUUUGUGUCUGUGUACUCACAGUUAGACAUAGAAGUUGCUCAACUGAAAAGAGACAAAGAAAGGGGCAAUGAGAGACAUAGAGAAGAGGACGAUAACAAAGAGAAAGAGAGUUUGCCAAACCCUUUGCAAGCAGCAGCAGCAUCAGCUUUAGCAUUUUCAGUUGGUGCAAUGGUUCCCUUACUUGCAGCCUCUUUUAUAAGGGAUUAUAAGGUGAGAUUAGGAGUGGUUUUGGGAGCAGUGAGUUUUGCUCUUCUGGUCUUUGGUUGGUUAGGAGCAGUUUUGGGUAAGGCUCCAGCAUUGAGGUCUUGUGUGAGGGUCUUGGUUGGGGGUUGGCUAGCCAUGGCUAUAACUUUUGGGCUAACCAAGUUGAUUGGGUCAAGUGCUCUUUAG
This is a messenger RNA of Abrus precatorius (Indian licorice), 669 nucleotides long. Its product is annotated as vacuolar iron transporter homolog 1-like. Gene Ontology annotation, molecular function: iron ion transmembrane transporter activity; manganese ion transmembrane transporter activity. Bases 1 to 669 code for a protein of 222 amino acids. Gene Ontology annotation, biological process: intracellular manganese ion homeostasis. The transcript has a single exon. The record is from RefSeq and is a predicted model, not a curated record. NCBI's taxonomy places the organism in Eukaryota, Viridiplantae, Streptophyta, Magnoliopsida, Fabales, Fabaceae. Gene Ontology annotation, cellular component: membrane.